Ostreococcus tauri is the source of this 807-nucleotide messenger RNA. Its product is annotated as unnamed product. Bases 1 to 807 code for a protein of 268 amino acids. The record is from RefSeq and is a predicted model, not a curated record. Lineage: Eukaryota; Viridiplantae; Chlorophyta; Mamiellophyceae; Mamiellales; Bathycoccaceae. The transcript has a single exon.
AUGACGGACGACGCCCGACGUCGAGGGACGCGAACGACGCCGAAUGCGAUCGCGGCGAUCGCGGUGGACGUGGCGGUGAAGGCGUUGGGGGUCGGAGGUGGGCACGCGAGCGGGGGGGGGGAGACGAUCGGAUGCGACGAGCUCGAGCGGCGGGUGACGCGCCUGGCGCUGCGAAAGAUGCGAUCGGCGGCGGCGGUGGAGAUGGGGAUGGAGGCGGAUGGAAUCUCGGAUCCGAUGGAUGUUGGUGAGGUUGUGGAUCGAUCGGGACGGUCGGACGGGACGCGCAUCGAUACGAGGGAAAUCUUUAGCGCGUCGUCGACGGAGAACUCGCUCCACGGCGGUCGGCGAUUCGCGCGAUUGCCGAGAGUGGACUCGUUCGAGGGAGAGAUCAAGUUUGAUUCGGUCUUGCCGUCUUUGGACGCGGAAAUAUCGAGUGAAGACGACGGUCGACGCGCGCCGACGCCCGGGAAGACGCGGUCGUGGUUGAAGGAAGCUGAUCAAGCGCUCCCGGAGGAGGCGGAGACGACGAGAAGUUUGCGAACUUCGGAGAACGCGUUGCUGCAGUCACCGAAGCGAAACGGAUCGAUGACGUUCGUCACGGCAGAUGAUGAUGACACGCGAUUGCGAUUGGUAACGACGCCAAAAACGCUCGCUCCUAGACCUCGCCGUCCGGACUCUCCUUCAAGCUCUCCACAUAAUACGUUCGCAGAGGGUUCGCAGGGCAUCAGUCGCAGCACGUCCAUCAGCUCCUUUGCUUCGGCGUUCUCACCGCUAUCGCGAGCGGCAUCAAAGGGAGAUUUCAGUUAG